Messenger RNA from Haplochromis burtoni (Burton's mouthbrooder), 4895 nucleotides. RefSeq names its product germ cell-specific gene 1-like protein. Lineage: Eukaryota; Metazoa; Chordata; Actinopteri; Cichliformes; Cichlidae. Bases 2705 to 3769 code for a protein of 354 amino acids. The transcript has 8 exons. Gene Ontology annotation, cellular component: plasma membrane. The record is from RefSeq and is a predicted model, not a curated record.
GUAGUUUUAAAUGGGGCAGCACACACAGACAUACAGUUUAUCAACAACAUUAUGUUCCCUGUUGUUUUAUUAAUUUAAUAGCGCACAGUCUGGAGUUACAGACCGAGUUGGUCUUCACUGAAAUAUUACAUCAGUAGCACUAGUGUUAGGCAAGUAUUUAACUGGGUCCAAACUUCUUUGGACACUUCUUUUUGCCUGUGUACAUCAGCUCAAUUAAUUUUUAACUCAAACCAUCAAAAUGUGACUAAAGUGCAGACUUUCAGCUUUAACUCAAGAGUUUUUUUUUCUUUUUGUUUUUGUUGUUUUUUUUAAUACAGAAUCCAUUUUCAGAGGCGCAAAAUUAAUUGGACAAAUGAACAUCAUUUUAAAUAUAAGUGUUGUUCUUAGUAAUUGAAAGAAAAUCCUUUGUAGUCAGAGACUGCCUGAGCUCUAGAACCCAGAGACCUCACUAAAUGCUGCGUUUCCUCUCUUAAGCGUUUUGACCUUUACUGCAGCCAGUUGCUGCUUCAUUGUGGUUCUCUCCACAACCAAUAACUGAAAAUCUGCUCUAUCAGGUUGACAUGAGGCCACUGACAUGGCUAUUGAAGUAUAUCUAAUUUCUUGGCCGUGAGAAACUCUUGAGUCGCUUUUGCAGUACGUUUUGAGUCAUUAUCCAUUUGGACUGUGAAGUGCUGUCUGCACAGUUUUGAAGCAUUUAGCUGACUCUGAGCAGAGAGUGUAACCCUGCACACUUCACAAUUUGUCCUGCUCCUUCUACCAGCAGUGACAUCAUCAGUAAACACCAGUGCCCAGCUUCCACUGGCAUUUCCUCCACCAGAUAAUGUCAUAUGCUUCGUGAGCUGUUCUUUCCUUCUCCAUACUUUUCUCUUCCCAUUGUUCUAAUACAAAUGAAUGUAAUCAGACCUUCUUGUUCUUGAGGGGUUUACAUGUUAUUGUAAAGCCUCUAUAUUUCUAUUCAUGAAACGGUCUCUUGCUUGUGGACCUGAACAAUGCUACUGCUUUAUCCACUUGAGUUGUUGUCUGUGUUUUUUCAGGCCAUUUGGUGUUGCCUGACCAGAUUCCUCCCUUUUUAAGAAUGAGCCAGAUUGUUAACUUAACCACUCCUAAAAAAGUUUGCUGUCUCUCUGAUGGCAUUACUUUGUUUUUCCAGCCUAAUGAAGGUUCCUUUACUUGCAUGAAACUACUGUUUGGACAUCUUAUCGAGAGUUCCAGUUAAAGCUGCCAAAUGCAUGUUCAACACUUGGAAAUAACUCCAGAUCUUUUAUCUACUUAAUUUGUUGUUAAAUAACAAGGGAACCUGCUUCACCUGGUGACUACUCUGGAAGUCUUUGUAUAAAAAUCAUUGUGGUUCCUAGGCAGUUAAUGAAAACUUCUGUUGAACCCCUUAAACUAAUGCUGGACAUCUGCACUUCAAUCACAUCUUGUUUUCUUGAUUUAAAAUCCACUGUGGUGGAGUAUAGAUGCAAAAUUAACAGAGGGGAGAAAACGGUCAAUGUCCAAAAACGUAUGAAACUUCUAGACCUAACUGUUUCUGCAGGUUCAGCCUGUGUGACUGGACAGGUCAUGCAGAGCUUCUACCAGCAGAGGGUGCAAUAAGAGACAAGCCUUCUGUGACAUAAUCUUAAAUCCUGGAGCACUGUGUUUUGGAAGUGAUGGCAAGCUGAUUCUACAUUAUUGUAAAUCUCAAGCCUGGGGUUAGCUGCUUUCUACAACUACAUUUUCCCUCCUAUCCCCAUCCUUAACUUCAAAACACGACAACAUAGUGUUGUCUUUCCCCUUUGCUGUUUGCUGUCUUACAGGUUUUUUUGUAAAUACACUGUAAAUAAAUUAUUGUGUAUAUCAUAAAAGUCUUGACACUGUUCUUGUUUUUUGUUCUGUUGCUAAUCUGGGGAAAUGUAUAUAAGGUAUUAUAAUGUUAAUAAAAAUAAUAAAAUAGAGCUGUAAUGCAGUGGAACUUAAACUGCUGCUUAAAGUUUAGGGAGGGUUAGUGAAGGCCACCGCUGAAAAGGGACAGACACGGGAAGAGAGGGGGCACUAUAGUAACAGAUGGACUAAGAGGGAUUACAUGAUUCAGGGUGGGUUUGUGUCAUAAAUUACCAAGAAAGACAGUAAAGGGAGUAGAGUGGCUUGGAGACAGACAUGCAGUCACUCCAUUGGUUCGCAUCUCCAUCGGAGGAGGAUUACACGGGGCUUGCAGCCGGAGAGGAAUCAAUCGCUCCUCAUACUGAAGAAGUCUGGGCAACAAAGAGUAAUAUCCUGGAAUCCCUCGGUUCUCUCCCACUGUGCCCAAAUCAUCCACCUAAAUCUCCUCUUGUUCAUUUUUUUGUUCCUUCUGUCCCUCUUUCCCACGUGUAUCAAAAUCAGAGCAUCUUGUCGUGCUCCCUGCUCUCUCUCUUUCUUUAUCUUCCUUUCUAUUAAUCCCACUGACUUUACAAUAUCGUUCCCCAUCUGUUUUCUUAUCUUCUUUCUUUACUGUUACAUCACGUUUUUAUUUGUUUUCUUUUUAAACCUGGCCGCCCAUAACCUCUUAAAACCCCCACAAAGCAUCUGUCCCACCCUCUCAGCUCCAUCUGUGGCUGUUUUCAUACCUUCUGUCCUGCUAUUCGCGUGUGCCUUGUCCCGUUCUGUCCCCUGUUUGUCUUACUUUGACCUUCCUCUCUCUAUAUCUGACCCCACCCGUACCUCCAUCUUCUCCCGCGUGGCCAUGCUGGAACGCAUGUCCCGUCGCUCUCGCUCCCUGCUCUCCCUCACCUUGACCUCUUUGGCUCUGGCCCUCUCUAUCCUGGCUCUCUGCACCUCCUACUGGUGUGAGGGCACUCACAAGGUGGUCAAGCCCCUCUGCCUGUCGCCUGUCAAAAUGAAGAACUGUGGUCAAAACAACAGUGAGCCUUACACCACAGAGAGUCCCACUCAGAACCCAUACAACCGCACGCUAUCUCCAGCCAGGAGAGAGGAGCUGGCUAAGAUCAGACAAAGGCAGCUGGCCAACGCUGUCCACUACAUAUGGGAGACGGGCGAAGACAAGUUUGCUUUUAGAUACUUCCACACGGGCUUCUGGGAAAGCUGUGAAAAACACAGUGAUGGGGAGAAGUGUCGCAGCUUUAUAGACUUAACUCCAGGAGAAACUCAAGGUGUGCUCUGGCUGUCAGUUGUUUCUGAGUUUACAUACAUCGGUCUGCUGGGAAUGGGGUUCUUACUCAUGUGGCUGGAAGUCUUGUGUUCCCAUAAAGAGAUGCACUCACUAAAAAUCAAUGCCUAUGCAGCUAUCUGCACUGUGUUAUCAGGUCUUCUUGGGAUGGUGGCACAUAUGAUGUUCACCACAGUGUUUCAGAUGACAGUAAUUGUGGGCCCCAAGGACUGGAGGCCUCAAUCCUGGGACUACGGCUGGUCAUUUGCUCUCGCCUGGGUGUCCUUCAGCUGCUGCAUGGGAGCUGCUGUCGUCACGCUCAACUCAUACACAAAGACCAUCAUCGAGCUUCGCCGCAGACAGAGACUACGUUUAGAGGAAGCCAGAGCCACCACUCACGCUCCAUCCUAUGACGAGGUGGUCCCAGGGGGAGGGCUCUACUCUGUCAGUGGCCUAUUGCAAUGUCCAGAUGGGAUGAUUGAUGUGGCGUGGGCUCCAAAUGGCAGCGUAGUCGGAGUGGGAAAUGGGGAUGUACCAACUUUGGUUUUAGUAGGAGGCUGUGGCCCUGAGGGGUGUGAGGACUGUGAGAGAGAGAUGGAUGAGAUGGGGGAAGCCAUGGACCGAGUUGAUUCACCUUGUUAGGGAAUCAGUAACACGUAUCAACUGAAAGGGCUGAAAAUCUGAAAAGGAAAGACACUUUAACUAAGGUGGAGAAGGUCAAUGUAAGCAGACACAUCCUUUCUUUCUCGUCGUCCACUUUGACUCUCUGUGAACAUGGGAUGUACUGAUUGGGCUCAAGGUCCAAAGAAAUCCACACAUAUCAAAACGCUAAGCCUACAACGUAUGUAUCUGUGUAUGUAUCUCGUUCACAUGCAAGCCUGCAUUUUUCUGGGUAUUUCUCAGUGCCUCAUAGUAGGAAAGAAAUGUAUGACUUUGUUUGCAAAUGCAAAGAAAUGCUUCCUCUAUUCUAUUGUUUAUAUAUUAACUUGAAAAGCAUCAUCUUAGCGAUCAGUUCGUUUCAGAGGACGAUGCGUGUAUUCCUGAAAGAACAGCACGUUCUAUAGAGAAACAUGCUGCUCAUAAACAUGUUUCCUUUUUUAAACUUCUUUGGUCAGAAACUUUUGAGAGACAAAAUUUUUUAAUGCAAUUCAUGUAUAACAGAAGCUACCACAAGCACAGCCUCUCUGGAGAUGCACAGACAAACCCAUAGAGAUGGAAAGAUUACAGAGAUUUUGAAAAGUCUGCUCUCUGAUGUUGAACAGAAGAUUAUGUGUAAACCAGUAAUCCCGAGUUGGAUGGAAGGGAGGAGGAAUAGAGGGAGGAGAGUGAAGCAAGAGGGGAGCAGCAUGUGGGGGGGUCAGGAUGAAAGUUGGAAAGAAUUGCCUGCACACACUAAUAUCUGCAACACCGAGACACCAGUUUCAGGAAAACAACGCUCUAAAAAACUGCAUUUAGUUCCUGUCAUAUACUAUGUUUGAGAUAAAAUUGUAUAAGUACUGAGUUGUUUUUUUUUUGUUUUUUGUUUUUUUACAAAAGUCAAAAACAAGUAGUUAAAUUUACCUUUAAUUUUUGUAGGUUAUACAUUUGAGGUAAUCCUGGAUUUACUGUCAGGGAUUAAUACAACUGAAAACGUAAAACCUAAAGUGAAAAUUUUAUCAACUACCAGCAUUUUAAUAUGCAGUAUGUUUCUAGGUCAAAGGAGAUUUAAUUGUUUUCCAGGAGAGAUAAGAUAAAUAGAUUUCCAAAGCCCAGAUGAAUGAUAAAAUCU